Molecule: messenger RNA, 1305 nt
Organism: Trichoderma virens Gv29-8
Lineage: Eukaryota; Fungi; Ascomycota; Sordariomycetes; Hypocreales; Hypocreaceae
Exons: 2
Coding region: 1-1305 (434 amino acids)
Molecular function (GO): iron ion binding; oxidoreductase activity, acting on paired donors, with incorporation or reduction of molecular oxygen; monooxygenase activity
Source: RefSeq, a predicted model, not a curated record
AUGAGAUAUCAAGUAUACUCCUUCGUCUACAAUGCCAUCCUCAACUGUGCCAGGCCAACACUAUCCAUCAACAUCUUCCCACGAAAGGUCCUCGUCACGGACCCUUCCAUGGAAAGCGUUCUAUCAAGACACACUUCGGAGACCAGUCUUGCCAAUGUCAUCUUCCUCAUUGGCCGCCGGGUGUUUGACUUGAGCGACGCAACCAUCAAUGCCAUUGGAUCUUAUGAUCCUCGUCCGGUCCAUGUGGGCGAAUUCUCCUCUGCAAGCAACGCCAGGGCCCUCGUCGCUCAGGUAUCAAAUGCUGCGAACCAGCGGCUGCAGAGCCAGCCUGACGUUCAAGAGACCGAGCUUGGACCCUGGCUCUUCAAACUCACCAGUUCAUCUGUGGCGAGUGCCCUUUGGGGACCAGAGAGCCCCUUUGUUGUGGACGACGAGUUCCAAACAGCCUUCAUGGAAAUCAGCGGUUCACAAAUGACUCUCCUGAGACCCUUUUCGAAGUACACUGCCCAGGCAGCCCACAAGGCCAGAGCUCUCAUCAUCAGCAAGCUCAAGUCCUUUCACUUCAACAACAGAGACUCUAGACUUCGACAAAUCGCCCAUCGAAUCAACGCCGUUGCCCUGUCUGAUACCGAGUGGGAAUCCAACAAGGACUACUUCAACGUCGAGCUGCUUACAUCACUUGGCCUUUUGGUCACCCCAAGCAGCAUGGCUGUCUGGAUGAUCCGCCAUCUGCUGAUGCGUCCUGAUCUUCUUGAGAGAGUCGUCAAGGAGGCACGAAACCCAGACAUUCUUGAUGCCGAGGGCAGAAUUGAUGUUGCGCGCAUUCGAGAGUCCUUCCCCUUUUUGGCAGCCUGCUUGUACGAGACGCUGCGACUGCACAUGACGGCAAUUCCACGCCUGGCAAAGACCGAUCUUGACAUCGCGGUGCCAAACUCACAGCCCAUCCAUCUCAAGUCGGGAGAUCUCAUCUACCUUGCCAUGUCUUCGUUCAACAAGGACACCGCAACAUGGGGCUCUGAUGCCGGCACCUUCUCCCCCGACAAGUUCCUUACAAACUCCGGCAGCCUCUCGGCUUCCAUGGUCCGAAAGCUGCGCGUCUUUGGCGUGGCAGGCAACUUGUGCCCCGGAAGAAAAGUUGGCUUCGAGACCAUCCUGUUUGUGGUUGCCAAUGUGCUGCGAGACUUUGACAUUGAGAACCCCCGAGGAGAGGACGUGACCUAUCCAGAGCCCAGGACCGAGGAUGGCUUCGGCAUCGGCUUUGAGCGGUGCGCCAACGAAAUCACAGUGAGACUCAGGAGGGUAUAG